Mercurialis annua (annual mercury) is the source of this 1050-nucleotide messenger RNA. Its product is annotated as protein CHAPERONE-LIKE PROTEIN OF POR1, chloroplastic. The record is from RefSeq and is a predicted model, not a curated record. Bases 165 to 944 code for a protein of 259 amino acids. Gene Ontology annotation, cellular component: chloroplast membrane. NCBI's taxonomy places the organism in Eukaryota, Viridiplantae, Streptophyta, Magnoliopsida, Malpighiales, Euphorbiaceae. The transcript has 5 exons.
UUCCGUCCUGCCCUUUCGGCUUUGGCUGCUCUUCUCUUGUGUCCAGCUAACCCAAAGCCGAAGCCUCUCUGGAUAAGCGAUAGUUCUGAAGCUGCAAACAACAAACGAACAAGAAUUAGGGUUUUUGAUUCCCCAAAAUCGAAUUUGAUUUAAAUUAUAAGAUUAUGGCGACCUCUCUUGUCCUCUCUAACCCUACUCUUUCCUCUCCCUUCCUCCCAAACAAACCUAGUAAAUAUGAGCAAAGUACAAACAUUAGAACAGUUUGUUCCCCGAUUUCAAGAAUCCCCAGAAAAUCUCAAAGAAUUAGGUGUGCAGUUGAUGCCCCCUAUGAAGGUAAUAUUCCAAAAUUUACUCGAAUGAAUGUUUGGAAUCCCUAUAAGCGUCUUGGGGUCAGCCCUUAUGCUUCUGAGGAGGAAAUUUGGUCAGCACGCAAUUUUCUCUUGGAGCAAUAUGCUGGAAAUGAGAGAAGUGAAGAAUCAAUAGAGGAAGCUUUUGAAAAGUUGUUGAUGACCAGUUUUAAAGAAAGGAAGAAAACAAAAAUUAAUUUGAAAACCAGGUUAAAGAAGAAAGUGGAGGAGUCUCCACCUUGGGUUAAGAACAUACUCAAUUUUGUGGAACUUCCUCCUCUUGAAGUUAUUUUCAGAAGAUUGUUUCUCUUUGCAUUCAUGGGUGGAUGGAGUAUCAUGACUGCUUCUGAAAGCGGACCUGCUUUUCAGGUUGCAGUCUCUUUAGCAGCGUGCAUAUAUUUUCUCAAUGAGAAGACAAAGAGCUUAGGCAGAGCUUUCACUAUUGGUCUUGGAGCUCUGGCAGCUGGGUGGGUGUGUGGCUCAAUAGUUGUUCCUAUGAUUCCAACAGUUCUACUCCAGCCGACUUGGACGCUGGAACUCAUGACUUCAUUGGUAGGGUACAUUUUCUUGUUUGUUGCAUGUACUUUUCUAAAGUGAAAUAAGGAAGACGCUGCAAUUUUACCUACUAAUACUGAGAAUUGUAUUGAAGCUAACUCGAUUUCCCCAUUCGUUGAUAUUUAUUUUCCUAGAUAGAUUUUGAAUA